This is a messenger RNA of Rotaria sordida, 681 nucleotides long. NCBI's taxonomy places the organism in Eukaryota, Metazoa, Rotifera, Eurotatoria, Philodinida, Philodinidae. The record is from the annotation of a GenBank genome assembly.
AUGGGUGACUACUCGAAAGCUCUAGAAUUUUAUGACAAAUCACAUCAAAUUCUAGAAAAAGCUCUGCCACCGACUCAUCCAGAUUGGGCUACUUCCUACAACAACAUCGGUCUGACGUAUAACAAGAUGGGUGUUUACUCGAAAGCGCUUGAAUUUUACGAAAAAGCACAUCAAAUUAAAGAAAAAGCUCUGCCUCCGCAUCAUCCUCAUUUGGCUAGUUCAUACAAUAACAUCGGUGGAGUCUCUAUAUCUCCCAAUCAUCCCGAUUUGGCUACUUCCUACAACAACAUCAGCUCGACGUAUCAUGGCUUGGGUAAUUACGCAGCAGCUCCUAAGGCUACUACAUAUGCUUUUCAAAUUAGACAAAAUGCAUUUCAAGAAGAUAAUCUAGCUUUUGCUUUUACAUACAACUGGGCCCUCGCAAUAUUUCAACAAAUGUUACCUGAAAGGCAUCCCAAUCUGGCUAUUAUAUACAGUAAUAUUGGUGAUAUUCAUCGAUUAAUGGGUGAUUAUGAAAGGACACUCUCGUUUCAUCGAAAAGUAUUAAAUAUUCAAGAGAAUGUUCGAUGUAAUCCUCUGGAAUGUGCAACAACAUAUACAAAUUUAGAUGAAACAUAUCGAGAAAUGAAAGAUUAUUCAACGGCAUUGACAUAUUUCGAAAAAGGAUUAGAAAUACGUUAA